Molecule: messenger RNA, 954 nt
Organism: Knipowitschia caucasica
Lineage: Eukaryota; Metazoa; Chordata; Actinopteri; Gobiiformes; Gobiidae
Source: the annotation of a GenBank genome assembly
AUGAGCAGCUUCCGCGUCCAGCGGCUGCGAGAGGCUGUGAGCGUCCAGCGGCUGCGAGAGGCUGUGAGCGUCCAGCGGCGGCGAGAGGCUGUGAGCGUCCAGCGGCGGCGAGAGGCUGUGAGCGUCCAGCGGCGGCGAGAGGCUGUGAGCGUCCAGCGGCGGCGAGAGGCUGUGAGCGUCCAGCGGCGGCGAGAGGCUCCCCAGGACGCCAGCCCCAGGACCCCAGCCCCAGGACCCCAGCCCCAGGACACCAGCCCCAGGACCCCAGCCCCAGGACCCCAGCCCAGGACGCCAGCCCCAGGACACCAGCCCCAGGACCCCAGCCCCAGGGACCCAGCCCCAGGACGCCAGCCCCAGGACCCCAGCCCCAGGACGCCAGCCCCAGGACCCCAGCCCCAGGACCCCAGCCCCAGGACCCAGCCCCAGGACGCCCAGCCCCAGGACGCCAGCCCCAGGACCCACCCCAGCCCCAGGACCCCAGCCCCAGGACCCCAGCCCCAGGACCCCAGCCCCAGGACGCCAGCCCCAGGACCCAGCCCCAGGACGCCAGCCCAGGACGCCCCAGGACCCCAGCCCCAGGACCCCAGCCCCAGGACCCCAGCCCCAGGACCCAGCCCCAGGACGCCAGCCCCAGGACCCAAGCCCCAGGACCCAAGCCCCAGGACACCAGCCCCAGGACCCCAGCCCCAGGACCCCAGCCCCAGGACCCAAGCCCCAGGACCCCAGCCCCAGGACACCAGCCCCAGGACGCCAGCCCCAGGACGCCAGCCCCAGGACGCCAGCCCCAGGACACCAGCCCCAGGACACCAGCCCCAGGACCCCAGCCCCAGGACACCAGCCCCAGGACGCCAGCCCCAGGACCCCAGCCCCAGGACCCCAGCCCCAGGACAGCCCCAGACGCCAGCCCAGGACGCCACCAUUAUUGUUUACUCCACGCAGGAUGCUACGCUGUGA